AAAAUCUAAAAAAUAGGGUAAACUUAGACUAUUUCUCUCUCUAACUUCUUUUUAAAUUUUCUUUCUAUAUUUUUUCUUGUACUACCUUUCUAUCUGUUAAAUUUUCUUCCUUUUUUUUUGCCACUUUUAAUUCUUCCACUGUUCUUGAAAAAUUCUCUCUUCUCUUUCACACUUGUUUCUCUCUCUUCCAUUUUGUUUUGCACUUUCUCUCUCCAAUACAGGGGACUAGGGGAGCUUUGAAGCUCUCAACAAUGGCUGACAUUAGUCAUCCUCCCAUGGAACAACUUCAAGACCUUGAAUAUUGCAUAGACUCAAAUCCUCCUUGGGCCGAAACCAUCCUUCUGGGAUUUCAGAACUAUAUUCUGAUGCUUGGUACGAGUGUGAUGAUUCCUACAAUGCUAGUCCAUGCGAUGGGUGGUUCUGAUGGUGACAAGGCACGGGUCAUACAAACUCUCCUAUUUGUGGCAGGAAUAAACACGCUUUUGCAAGCUUUGUUUGGGACACGGCUGCCCACUGUUGUUGGAGGAUCCUUUGCUUACAUUAUUCCGAUAGCAUAUAUAAUAAACGACCCUUCACUACAGAGAAUUCCAAACGGUCAUGAUAGAUUUAUACAAACUAUGAGGGCUAUUCAAGGAGCUCUGAUUGUUUCUUCUAGUCUACAAAUUAUUUUAGGUUAUAGUCAACUUUGGGGCCUUUUUACGCGAUUCUUUAGUCCUCUAGGGAUGGCGCCUGUUGUGGGAUUGGCCGGCUUAGGGUUGUUUCAUCGAGGUUUUCCUGCGCUAGGAAAUUGUGUAGAAAUUGGGCUUCCCAUGCUAUUUCUCGUGAUCGGGUUGUCUCAAUAUUUGAAGCAUAUCAGGCCUUUGAGAGAUGUCCCGAUAUUCGAGCGGUUCCCUGUCAUUAUAUGUAUCUCUAUUGUAUGGAUUUAUGCCAUCAUCUUGACUGCAGCUGGGGCUUACAAAAAUACACCACACCCAACUCAAAUCAGCUGUCGUACGGAUAAGGCAAAUCUUAUUUCGACUGCCCCGUGGUUCAAAUUUCCAUAUCCGUUGCAAUGGGGUCCUCCAACUUUUGCUGCUGGUCAUUCGGUUGCUAUGAUGUCAGCUGUUUUAGUUUCGAUGAUUGAGUCGACUGCUGCGUAUCAGGCAGCAUCCAGGCUUGCAAUCGCUACCCCUCCUCCUGCUUAUGUUUUGAGUCGCGGCAUAGGAUGGCAGGGAAUCGGAGUUUUAUUGGAUGGUCUGUUUGGAACCUGUACUGGAUCUUCAGUCUCUGUGGAAAAUGUUGGCUUGCUAGGGCUUACACGAGUAGGAAGUCGUAGAGUUGUUCAAAUCUCAGCUGGUUUUAUGAUAUUUUUCUCUAUUUUAGGAAAAUUCGGUGCCGUUUUUGCUUCUAUACCUUUCCCUAUAUUUGCCGCACUAUACUGUGUUCUCUUUGGCCUCGUGGCUUCCGUAGGACUAUCAUUUCUACAAUUCACGAACAUGAACUCGAUGAGGAAUCUUUUUAUUACCGGUGUCUCGGUUUUUCUUGGGAUAUCGAUACCUCAGUUCUUCUACGACUAUCUUCCGCAUCAUGGCCUUGUUCGGACAAACACAGGAUGGUUCAAUGCAUUUUUGACGACCAUUUUCAUGUCAUCGCCAACAGUAAGCUUAAUUAUUGCGGUGUUUCUAGACAACACACUAGAUGUAGAAAAAUCGAAGAAAGAUAGAGGGAUGCCUUGGUGGGUGAAGUUUAGAAGUUUUCGGGGAGACAACAGAAACGAAGAAUUUUACACACUGCCGUUCAAUCUCAACAGAUUCUUUCCUCCGACGUAAGUGCAAGACACGACAGGUAGACACAUUUAUCGGCUCUGAUAAAAUUCUAACCGUGCUGAUUUGAGAUCAUCGAUGAAGAUCUGAUCAGCAACAACUGGAUAUAUUUUGAUCGGGAAAAGACUGAACUUUCUAACUUAUCCAGUGUAAUUUUUGGCGGAUAUGAUUCAUCAUUCAUGUGCAGUAACGUUUAGAAAUUAGGAUAGUAAAUCAUUCUUCUAAAAUGCCUUUAUAAGGUGUAAAUGGAAUGCAAUAAGAAGCAGCAUUUUAGCUUUUGCUUUCUUAUCUUUUGCAAUUGUGCAGGUUAUAUUACUACAGAUUCA
Messenger RNA from Amaranthus tricolor (Joseph's coat), 2128 nucleotides. Its product is annotated as nucleobase-ascorbate transporter 1. Gene Ontology annotation, biological process: transmembrane transport. The record is from RefSeq and is a predicted model, not a curated record. Gene Ontology annotation, molecular function: transmembrane transporter activity. The coding region runs from base 252 to 1808 and encodes 518 amino acids. Gene Ontology annotation, cellular component: membrane. The transcript is spliced from 14 exons. NCBI's taxonomy places the organism in Eukaryota, Viridiplantae, Streptophyta, Magnoliopsida, Caryophyllales, Amaranthaceae.